AUGUCAGAAGAAGAAAUUGCUAAAGAAAUCAAACAAAUGACCCUAAACGCUGGCGACAGCUGGGCUGAUACUGUAGAAGCUCCUGUAACAACAACUUCACUUUUGGAUGAAGAAUUGGAUAAACAACAACAUGAUCCAACAAAUCCUCUCUACAGUCAACAAAUUAAAUUCGAGAAUAUGAAAUUAAAGCCUGAACUUUUGAAAGGAAUUUACUCUAUGCACUUUAAAGAACCAUCUAGUAUUCAAGCAAAAUCACUUCCUAUUAUUUUGGAAGAAGAUGUUAACUUGAUUGCCCAAUCACAAAGUGGUACUGGUAAGACUGCUUGCUUUGGUCUUGCCAUGCUUCAGGCUGUUGACGAAAGUGUUAACUCAACCCAAGCAAUUUGUAUUUGUCCUGCUCUUGAAUUGGCCACCCAAAUUUAUUCUGUUGUCAAAGGAUUGGGUCAACAUACAGGAAUUAAAAUCUAUGCCGCUCUCAAAGGACAAGAAAUUCCAAGAAAUUUGACUGAUCAUAUUGUGAUUGGUACACCUGGUACAGUUAAUGAAAUGAUUAGACGUAGAUCUAUUAAUACCAAGACUGUCAAAAUUUUGGCUGUUGAUGAAGCAGACCAAAUGUUGGAAGAAGGAAAUAGUCAAUUACGUGAUCAAACUAUUUUAAUCAAGAAGGGUUUGCCUGAAAAAUGUAGAGUAUUACUCUUCUCUGCUACAUUUAAGGAAGAAGAUGAUGACAAGGAAGGUGCUGAAAAAGAAAAGAAAGUAUUGGAUUUUGCUGAAAAGGUUGUACCACAACCUCUGAAGACAAUCUUGAUACCUAAGGAAAAGCUUACAUUGAAGCACAUGAAACAAUUUGUUGUUAAAUGUGUAGAUGAAACUCAAAAGAUUCAAGUUAUUAAGGAUAUCUACGAAACACUCAAAGUUGGACAAAGUAUUAUUUUUGUCAACAGUAAGAAUUAUGCUGAAAAGUUGGCCAAUGUUCUCCAAGAAAACAAAUUUACUGUCAGUGUCACUCAUGGUGGUUUAGAUCCAGAAGUCAGAAAGAAGGUCAUGUCAGAAUUUGUUGCUGGUACAGCCAAGGUUUUGAUUACAACAAACGUUCUUGCUCGUGGUGUAGAUAUUGCCACAGUUACACACGUAAUUAACUUUGAUCUUCCAGUUGUCUAUGAUGAAAAAACACCUGGAUCAGACCGUGAACCAGAUUAUGCCACUUAUUUGCAUCGUGUUGGUAGAACUGCUAGGUUUGGUAAGAAGGGUUAUGCCAUUAAUAUUUGUAGAGAUAGAGAAUACCGUAUCAUUGAAGCUUUCAGAAAGAAUUUACAAGCUGAAAUCAAAGAUGUACCACCAGAAGAUCUAGAUGAACAUAUUAAAUAAAUCAUUAAGUUAAACUAUGUACAUUUUCCU
This is a messenger RNA of Naegleria gruberi, 1398 nucleotides long. RefSeq lists its product as uncharacterized. The coding region runs from base 1 to 1368 and encodes 455 amino acids. Gene Ontology annotation, cellular component: cytoplasmic stress granule; nucleus. The transcript has 2 exons. Gene Ontology annotation, molecular function: ATP binding; RNA binding; RNA helicase activity. NCBI's taxonomy places the organism in Eukaryota, Heterolobosea, Eutetramitea, Acrasida, Naegleriidae. The record is from RefSeq and is a predicted model, not a curated record. Gene Ontology annotation, biological process: poly(A)+ mRNA export from nucleus.